GUCGUGAGCUAGGUUGAGCUAGGCUUGCGUCUACAGCGGCAACUCAUUCCUCUCCAAGAAGGUCCCUCGUCUGUACAACCAGCAUUCUGUGAUGACAUUACGAAAUGCCGUUUACGCUUAUCAGACACCCCUGCUCGCUGCGAGGGAUGUGCAGUACCAUUGCCUCUCCUGGCAGAGAUCUGAAGCUAUCCGUCAGCGCAUAUCAUGGUGGCCUUACAGUAUGUAUGCCAUGUGGGGGGUUGAGACUCCCCGUGAUGUCAAGGAAUCAAUACUGUCUGCGAGUUCGGAGGUUGAACUCGGUGCUGAUCCAUCGAUAAUAAUGCUUAAUAAAUAAGUGAAUCUGUCAUAUAUAGCAUGGUGGAUGGAUCUCGAUCGUUGAAGCGUUGGCCCCAAGCUCAACAACGCUCAACCUUAACCUCCAGAGGCACUGCUUUCCCCAGAAACCGGCCAUGGCGGGCACCGUCGUAUUCGUGCCUCCCCUUUCACAGGCAUUUGGAUAUGGGAUUAUUCUCGGAUUAGGAUUUGCUUUUGCGUUUGUUAUGAUUUUCAUUACUUGGGCUUUGAGGAGGUAUCAACAUGAAGUGCAGACGUCUGAGAUGUUCUCGACUGCGGGACGGUCCGUGAAAUCUGGGCUUGUCGCUGCUACGGUGGUUAGUAGUUGGACGUGGGCUGCAACGCUCCUUCAGUCGACUGCCGUUGCCUACAAAUAUGGUGUUUCAGGACCAUUCUUCUACGCGUCUGGUUGGUGUCUUCAUGCAUAUUAUCUAGCUAAGGAACGGUUGGGUUGACGAUCAUGUUGGGGAUUAGGUGCAACGGUGCAGAUCAUCCUUUUCGCAACGCUCGCCAUUGAGCUGAAGAGACGAGCCCCAAAUGCCCAUACCUUCCUGGAAGUUGUUCGCGCUCGAUAUGGGACCGUAGUACAUGUUGUAUUCAUCGUGUUCUGUCUGAUGACCAAUAUUCUUGUCACUGCCAUGCUGCUCACUGGUGGUUCGGCUGUCCUGACGGCCAUGACCGGGGUGCAUACAGUUGCGGCAUGUUUCCUACUCCCCAUUGGCGUUGUCCUUUAUACUGUCUUUGGAGGUAUCAAAGCAACCUUUAUCACGGACUACAUGCAUACCGUGGUCAUCAUCGUUGUCAUCUUUCUCUUUGCGUUCUCUGCCUACGCGACAAACUCUACCCUCGGGUCUCCUGGAAAGGUCUAUGAUGCCCUGAUCGCGGCAGGCAAGGCUUUUCCCGUCGACGGAAACGCCGGCGGCAGCUAUCUCACCAUGAGAUCGAAGGAGGGAGGUAUCUUCUGGGUAAUUAACCUUGUUGGCAAUUUUGGUACUGUUUUCCUUGAUAACGGAUAUUACAACAAAGCCAUUGCUGCAAGCCCGGUCCACGCCUUCCCCGGAUAUGUUUUGGGGGGUCUUUGCUGGUUUGCGAUUCCCUGGCUCUGUGCCACGACCAUGGGACUUUCUGCACUUUCUUUGGAGGGCUCGCAGCGGAUCAGCGCAGACGACGUCACGGCUGGUCUAGUCUUGCCAUACGCUGCCAUCAAACUACUGGGUUACAGUGGAGCAGUAGCUACAACGCUCAUGAUAUUCAUGGCUGUGACGUCCGCCUUCUCGGCCCAGCUAAUCGCGGUUUCUUCCGUCUUCACCUACGACAUCUAUCAGGCUUACAUCGAUCGCACAACUAAGGGAAAGAGACUUGUCUGGGUCUCCCAUAUGACUUGUAUCGUCUACGCCCUCAUUAUGGCCGGGUUUUCUACGGGUCUUUACUAUGCUGGUGUGGGUAUGGGAUACCUUUACCUGCUUAUGGGCGUCAUUAUCUCUUCUGCUGUGAUCCCGGGGGCGAUGACUCUGCUUUGGAAAGACCAGAACUGGGUGGCUGCUGCUGCCUCGCCAGUCAUGGGUCUCGCAGUGUCGCUAAUUGCGUGGCUCGUUACCGCCAAAUCGCAGUAUGGAACUUUGAAUGUGACCACUACGGGGGCAAACUACCCAAUGCUGGCAGGCAACGUUGCAGCCUUGCUAAGUCCUAUCGUCUUCAUCCCGGUCCUGACUUACGUUUUUGGCCCUCAGAACUAUGACUACGAGUCCAUGCGUAACAUCCGCAAGGUGGACGACACAGAUGUCGCGGCAGCGGCGCAUGUCGACAUCGAGCUUAUCCCUGGCCAAACCACAGACCCCUCCCCGCCCACAACAACAGCUAACAACGUUGCCGCCUACAAAGAGGAAGAAGAAGCCACUAAACUAAACAGAGCAGCCCUCUAUUCGCGUACUCUAACCAUCAUCAUGGUCCUCUGUUUCCUAAUCCUCUGGCCGAUCCCCAUGUACGGAACCUCGUACGUAUUCAGCAAACCAUUUUUCACCGGCUGGGUCAUCGUGGGCAUCAUCUGGUUAUUCUUCACUGCAUUUGGUGUCAUCGUGUUCCCUCUAUUCGAGGGACGCGAGAGCAUGCUACGUGUUGUGCGGAUGAUGAUGCUUGAUAUUACGGGCAAGAAACCGUCUGCAUAUUACGGGAGGGAGUCUGAUGAGUCUGAAAAUGCCGAUGGAGAUAUGAAUGAGAAUACGGUGGUGACGGGUCAUAUUUUUGGGAAGUCUAGUAAAGAGGCCUCGUGAGAGAGAGAUGAACCCUGUUGAGAUGGUUUAUUUAUUGUCUUUAUGAGAUAUAGCUUUGAUACCUGAGUCGAUAAUUGGGAUAUAAUUGUUAAGUCGGUAUAAAAGAGCCAUGGCUCGCUAAAUGCAUCUUGUCUUGACAUAUGUCCCAGAAGUGAUAGAGCAAAUGACACAGAUUGCCCAUGGAUAUAGACCCAGCAGUACUCGAAGAGACAGCUAUUAAUAAAAUGAACCGAAACCAAUGCAAAUCAUGCAUGAAGAGCAUCAUUAUAACAAUGACCGCAAUUAACGGAAGAAGUAACUAACCCCAAACAAACAACAGAGCGUCAAUAAAACAAUCAGACAGGAAGGGAAGGGGAGGGGUGCGGCGGCUGGAAAGAGUUUAUAAAGC
This is a messenger RNA of Monascus purpureus, 2991 nucleotides long. Lineage: Eukaryota; Fungi; Ascomycota; Eurotiomycetes; Eurotiales; Aspergillaceae. The record is from the annotation of a GenBank genome assembly.